AAAAAAAAAAAAAAAAUGUCUUCUAAUCCUUUUGAUACUAAUGCUUCAGAUUAUGACAAAAUUCCAUUUUGUUUGACCGUUGCAAAAAAUUGUUCAAAAGCUAUUAUUGACGAAUUGGGAAAUGAGCUAAAUCCCGAGAAAACUGAAGUUAUAGAUUUUGCUUGUGGAACUGGACUUAUCUCUCAAGAAUUACGCUCUUAUGUAAAAUCCAUUGUUGGGAUUGAUAUGGCCCAAGGUAUGGUCGAUGAAUAUAAUAAAAAAGUUUUGCAACAAGGUAUUGAUGAAAAUGAAAUGAAAGCUAUUUGUUUGGAAUUGAAAGAAGGCGAUCAAUUAAAUGGAAGAAAAUUCGAUCUCGUUGUUUGCGCUUCGGCUUAUCAUCAUAUCGAUGAUGUCACUGCUAUUUCACGUAUUCUUGCUUCUUAUUUAAAACCAUCUGGAAAAUUGAUCGUAUUAGAUUUAAUUAAAGACCCUGCGACUAAGGAUAAACUUCAUGAAGGUUUUACGGAUCAUCAUCAUAGACAUCAUCAUGGACAUCACGAAGAUUCCACGGCUCAUAAAGAGGAUCACGAAGAUGUUAUAAAUAAAUUUGCGGGGACUGUAGUUCAUAGAGGUGGUUUUUAUCCUGAAGAGAUUGAAAAGAUUUUUUUGGAUACCGGGGUUUUGGAAGAUGUUAAAGUUGAAGUAGCAUUUACUUUUAAUAAAUUUAUUAAACAAGAUCAAAAAGAAUAUACUUUUAAAUAUUUGAUUGCUAAAGGUAAAAAGAAAGAAUAGAAAGAACAAAGGUUCAAUAUGAAUAAUAUAUUU
Molecule: messenger RNA, 804 nt
Organism: Rhizophagus irregularis DAOM 181602=DAOM 197198
Lineage: Eukaryota; Fungi; Glomeromycota; Glomeromycetes; Glomerales; Glomeraceae
Source: RefSeq, a predicted model, not a curated record